AUGUCUUUCGAACCCAAGCAAAAGGUCAAUCUCGACCCGCCAAAAGACGACCCCAUAAGCGCCGAGUACCUCUCCAAAUGCAACGGCAAGAACCCCGACUAUCCGACUUAUGUCGCUAUAAAGGGCACCGUCUUCGACGUCAGCGGGAAUAAAAUGUACGGGCCCGAGGGAUCGUACAAAAUUUUCGCUGGCCGAGACGCUUCUCGCGCUCUGGCGCAGUCUUCUCUCAAAGAGGAGGAUUGCCGGCCGGAUUGGUAUGAUUUGGCCGAUGAGCAUAAGAAGGUGCUGAAUGAUUGGCAUACUUUCUUCAGCAAGCGGUAUAACGUCAAGGGCAAGGUGGAGGGGGCGACGAAUACGUAG
Molecule: messenger RNA, 360 nt
Organism: Neohortaea acidophila
Lineage: Eukaryota; Fungi; Ascomycota; Dothideomycetes; Mycosphaerellales; Teratosphaeriaceae
Product: cytochrome b5-like heme/steroid binding domain-containing protein
Exons: 4
Coding region: 1-360 (119 amino acids)
Cellular component (GO): membrane; endomembrane system
Source: RefSeq, a predicted model, not a curated record